Molecule: messenger RNA, 2872 nt
Organism: Ilex paraguariensis (yerba mate)
Lineage: Eukaryota; Viridiplantae; Streptophyta; Magnoliopsida; Aquifoliales; Aquifoliaceae
Source: the annotation of a GenBank genome assembly
UUCCGUUCCGCUCCGUCAUCGUCUUGUCUCCUUUCAAACCGUAUCUUUUCUCCAUCUGAGACUGAUUACAUUGCCCGCCCCAACAUUUCCCUUUUAUAACCCUUCUCGCUCCCCCUCCCCCUCCCCAUUUUUAUAUCGGGGCUAGCUAUCCGCUUCACCAUAGUAAUCGUCUGUCUGGUGAAGCUCAAUUGUUUGGAUACCCAUCAUGUCUUUCUCUCCCCCCGUAACUCCUUCCCUUCGCCAUAAACUCCACCGUCCUCCUGUUUCAGUCUUUCAAGCAGCUCCUCUGAAUUCUGGACUUGGAAUAACAGCAGAAGCUAAUCCUUCUGUCCUGUGCCUUGAUGGGAGUAAAGAAAGAAUUAGGGAACUAUUCAACAAGGUUGAACUUUCUGUUUCUUCAUACGACACUGCUUGGGUAGCGAUGGUUCCUUCCUCACAUUCUUCUCAGGCACCUCGUUUCCCUCAAUGCUUGGAUUGGUUAAUGGACAAUCAGCUACAUGAUGGCUCAUGGGGUCUUCCUCAUCGCCAUCCCUUGUUACUUAAAGAUGCUCUUUCGUCUACAUUAGCAUGCGUACUUGCGCUCAAACGUUGGGGUGUCGGUGAAGAACAAAUCAAAAAGGGUCUACGUUUUAUUCAGUUGAAUUUCACUUCAGCUACUGAUGAGUAUCAACACUCUCCAAUUGGAUUUGACAUCAUAUUCCCGGGCAUGCUCGAGUAUGCUAAAGAUUUGGAUCUGAACCUUUCUUUAGAACCAACGGAUUUAGAUGUUGUGCUUCAGAAGAGAGAGUUGGAGCUCAGGGGAUGUCGUGGGAGCUAUUCGGAGGGAAAGAAAGCCUACUUGGCAUAUGUCUCAGAAGGAAUGGGAAAGUUACAGGACUGGGAUAUGGUGUUGAAAUAUCAGAGGAAUGACGGGUCACUCUUUAAUUCACCAUCCACCACAGCAGCUGCCCUUACUUAUCUUCAAAAUGAUGGUUGUCUUAAUUACCUCCAUUCACUUGUAGAAAAGUGUGGAAAUUCGGUACCUACGAUAUACCCUCUAGAUAUAUAUCUGCGUCUCUGUACGGUUGACAACCUUGAAAGGUUGGGAAUUGAUCGACAUUUUAUGAAGGAAAUUAGAAGCGUGUUAGAUGAAACAUACAGAGCCUGGCUGCAGGGGGAAGAAGAGAUAUUUAUGGACAUUGCUACGUGUGCUAUAGCAUUUCGACUACUACGUACUAAUGGCUAUGACGUGUCUUCAGACCUGUUAACUCAAAUUACCAAAGGUGAUGGUUGUUUUGAAUUACCCAGAGGACAUGUCAAGGGAAUAAGUGCUGUCCUCGAAUUAUAUAGGACUUCACAGUUCAUUAUAUACCCAGAUGAAUCUUCUUUAAAGAAACAAAACUCAUGGUCCAGCCAUUUCCUGAAACAGAAGUUAUCCAGUGGUUCAAUUCAUUCUGUUGGACUCGACAGAUAUAUUAGACAAGAGGUGGAUGAUGCUCUUAAGUUUCCCUCACAUGCAAAUUUAGAUCGUGUGGCCAACAGGAGAAAUAUUGAACAUUACGUUGUAGACAGCACCAGAGUUCUUAAAACCUCGUAUAGGUCAUCAAAUAUUAGUAACGGAGAUUUCCUGAAAAUGGCAGUGGAAGAUUUCAACAUCUGCCAAUCCAUACAUUCUGAAGAACUCAAACAUCUUGAGAGGUGGGUUGUAGACAACAGAUUAGACAAGCUACAAUUUGCCAGGCAGAAGAUGGCAUAUUGUUAUUUCGCUAUUGUGGCUAGUAUUUCCUCUCCUGAACUAUCUGAUGCCCGCAUUUCAUGGGCCAAAAAUGCUGUGCUCACCACCGUGAUUGAUGACUUCUUUGACAUCGGAGGUUCUAUGGAAGAAUUAGUGAACCUUAUUCAGUUGGUCGAGAGAUGGGAUGUUGAUGUAGGCACCGAUUGUUGUUCCGAGCAAGUUCAGAUCUUAUUUUCAGCUCUUCACAGCACAAUCUGCCAGAUUGGAGGCAAAGCACUCAGGUGGCAAGCACGGAGUGUGACAGGCCACAUAAUUGAGAUUUGGUUGAAUUUGCUCAAAUCAAUGUUGAAAGAAGCCGAAUGGCUUAGAGAUAUGUCGUUGCCAGCGAUGGAUGAAUAUCUGACAAAUGGAUAUGUGUCAUUUGCCUUAGGGCCAAUUGUACUCCCAGCUCUUUAUUUUGUUGGGCCUAAGCUUUCUGAGGAACUUGUUCGUAGUGCAGAAUUGCAUAAUCUAUAUAAGCUUGUGAGCACUUGUGGACGUCUUCUCAAUGAUAUUCAAGGCUUCGAGAGGGAAACAAAGGAAGGUAAAUUGAAUGCUGUGUCAUUGUGUAUGAUUCAUGGCAAUGGUGCAGUUACUAAAGAAGAGGCUUUGGGAAAGAUAAAGAAUUUCAUUGGCAGCCAAAGGAGAGAACUGCUGAGAUUAGUUUUGCAGGAAAAGGGUAGUGUAGUUCCAAAAGCUUGCAAGGAUGUGUUCUGGAAAAUGAGCCAAGUGUUGCAUUCAUUUUACAUAAAGGAUGAUGGAUUCACCUCGGGUACGAUGAUCAGUGCUGUGAAGUCAAUUAUUCAUGAACCCAUUUCUCUUAAUCAAACGGAAGAAGAUCAUCGAGAAGAUCUAAAACAUGUCAUGAACUAGCUGUAUAUCCUAGUCUUGUGGAUGUUACGCCUCCAAGUGUUAAACAGUUGGGAUUUGUCAACGAAGAGCUUUCUUGUGGCAGUGAGGCAAGACUGACUGGAAAUUUUGGUUGAUACAGAGUUUUCCGUUGCGUUUGAAAUUCGUAUAGAUUCUGUACAACCCCAUUCUUGAUUCGCAGUUGUCUAUUAUAUAAAGUUUCCUAGUCCUUAAUAAAAUUUAGCAUUGUUGAUAUGCAAUGUAAUGCAG